This is a messenger RNA of Cololabis saira (Pacific saury), 4020 nucleotides long. RefSeq names its product v-crk avian sarcoma virus CT10 oncogene homolog-like (gene crkl). The coding region runs from base 894 to 1814 and encodes 306 amino acids. Gene Ontology annotation, molecular function: protein binding. The record is from RefSeq and is a predicted model, not a curated record. The transcript is spliced from 3 exons. Lineage: Eukaryota; Metazoa; Chordata; Actinopteri; Beloniformes; Belonidae. Gene Ontology annotation, biological process: positive regulation of ERK1 and ERK2 cascade.
CUGAAGCAGGACCUGCCCUCCUCCUGUCGCCAUUUUUUCGGUCUCAUUAUUGCGCCCCUUCUAUCUUGUCUGAAGGGGGGGGGACUAGAUGAAAUAAUAAAAGUGUUAAGUCCAGAGUAGUCGGUGUGAGUGUGUGUAGCAGCGGAGGAUGCAGGCGGGGGCCGCAGGGCGGGAUCACGGCGCUGCGCGGCCGGCGGACACGCCGCUGCUGUGAACUCACUUCUGCCUGAAGACGUGUUGCGAGGCGAGCCGCCAUUUUUUUUGCUGUGUUGCUUUAAGUCUGCUCUGACCCGACAAGUGGGGACUCGAAACCCCCUGAUUCUCGCCGUAAAAAUCAAGAGGAUUUGAAGUAAUUAUUUUUGUUUCCGAAAAACUCGCGGCUAUACCGGCCGAGCUUUUGCAGACAUGGGGAUCUAUCGGUCGAGAGACUGAAGCCACCUUUUCCGCUCUGUGACAGUGACUUGGAGGAUAUACGUUAUUUGAAGAGAGGAGCCUGGUGUUCUCGGAAGGGGAAGCUUCAUUGAUCAUUUUGGUUGUGAAUUUCCCCCUCUCCUUUGGUCGCCCCCACUGUUAGUCUGCUGAGCACCGGCUCACAUUAUGCACCAGAACUGGAGGAAGUCGGUCACAGCCUGAAAACAGCAUCUUUUUAUUAUAUUUUUGUCUAUUUAUUUAUGUUUUUUUAAGCUGGUUGCAGUGUUUUGUGCAGAGUAAGACCCCUCUGAAACCUCGGGGGCCACUAAUGCCCUGCAGCGGCCAGCUCCCACCCUGCGCUUUGAUUGGCCCAUUUGGAUCCAGCGCCUCGACACUUUUAAACUUACCGUGCAGCCCGCUUUCUUUUUCUUUUUCUUUUUCUCGCACACCUUUUUUGUUAACUUGCGUUUGUUUGAACAGAAAUGUCAACUGCUCGGUUUGACUCUGCUGAUCGGUCCGCCUGGUAUUUCGGACCCGUGUCGAGACAGGAGGCGCAGACUCGGCUGCAGGGACAGAGACACGGCGUGUUCCUGGUCCGGGACUCCUCCACCUGCCCCGGGGACUAUGUGCUGUCAGUCUCGGAGAACUCCAAAGUGUCUCAUUAUAUCAUCAACUCUUUGCCCAGCAAGAGGUUUAAAAUAGGAGACCAAGAAUUUGACAACCUUCCGAUGCUUCUGGAGUUCUACAAGAUCCACUACCUGGACACCACCACGCUGAUAGAGCCGGCAUCCAGGUACCCAAACACUAUCGGUGGUCCCAUCCAGCCUAUGCUUGCACCAGAGGAGAACGUAGAGUAUGUGCGGACACUAUAUGACUUCACUGGCAGUGAUGCGGAAGACCUUCCAUUCAAGAAGGGCGAGAUCCUCAUCAUCCUGGAGAAGCCAGAAGAACAGUGGUGGAGUGCCAAAAGUAAAGAUGGACGCAUUGGGAUGAUCCCUGUGCCCUAUGUGGAGAAAUUGGUACGACCCUCGUCCCACCCUGGCCAGCCCACCCACGGAUCUCGCAACUCCAACAGUUAUGGGAUCCCAGAGCCCUCCCACGCCCUCGUUCACGCCUACGCCCAGCCCCAGACACCUUCCCCACUACCCCCCGGCACGCCUGGAGCCGUCAUCACGCCUCUACCUUCUGUGCAGAAUGGUCCUGUUAUGGCGAAGGCCAUCCAGAAACGAGUGCCCUGUGCCUAUGAUAAAACAGCCCUUGCUCUAGAGGUUGGUGAUAUUGUCAAAGUCACACGGAUGAACAUCAGCGGUCAGUGGGAGGGGGAAGUGAAUGGACGGAGGGGCCUCUUCCCCUUCACCCACGUCAAAAUCAUUGACCCCCUGAAUCCGGACGACACCGACUGACCCAAGAGUGCGAGCAGACCCUCUCGCUGGUGUUGACGUGAAUCUGCUGGCCAUCUCCUCCCCUCCCACCUGUCUCACGGUUAUGAGCUCACCUGCUUGGGAGGGGUGGGGGGCUGCACCAUGAUUGCGACCCCUCUGUUGUUGCCAGCCAUUGCAAGGCUUUUCUGACUGUUUGCAGCCGUGGACAUGAUACCUAAACUCAAACCUGACCCCACUCAACCCAAUUCCCCUCUCCAUGUCUCAGCUGCAGGCUGGGUGGUUGUCCCUCCCUCCCCCCUUUCUCCCUCCCUCCCCUGUUAGAGUUUUCUUAAUUUGCCUAUCACUGGGCAUCUCUCUCUGUGCGUGCGUGUGCGUGUGUAAAAAAAGUGUGUGUGUGUGUCUUUUUGUGUUCACAUUUAAUAUUCGCCACAUAAAAUUUCAACAUUCUUUAAUAUUUGUCAUGUUGGAAGUCUUGGGGACUUUUGAAAGUGUUGGUAUGUUUGCUUUGUUGAUGUGAGGAUAUUUGUAUGAAAUGGGGACAAGCAAUAUCCCUGCAGACUUGGGAGAGCACUGAAGCAAGGAGGAGCUUCCCAGCUAGUGAGAUUUUAUUUUUCCUCUGUAAUCAAUCAAGCCACUGUUGUACCUUAAUCAUAACCAAGCACACACACACACACACACGCAUACAUACAUACUGGCCAUAUGUUACUGGGGCUGAGUAAUUGAAUUUGGCUCCGUGAUGUGUGUAUUUGAUGGUUGGUUAUGUGUCAGAAGGAGGUAGAAGAGAUGGGUCUCUGGAACAUCUAAAGUGGAAUCAUGUCAUCAUAGAUCACAUCUCAUCCAUUCUCCACCACGACUGGCAAAUGAAACUUAUUUAUCUUAUGUUAACAAGACAUCACACAGCCGUGUGGGUUUUCAUUGUUUCUCUUUUUUUUUUGUGCCAUAAUGAUCAACACAAGUUUUUCCUCAUAUUGUGACAUGGACAUAUAAGUUUUGGAGGCAUUAACUGUCCUCUUUGGUACCUCUUUACUUUAACAUUAUUUUAAACUAAAAAGACAUCAUUUAGAGAUGAGCAUGUUUUUAGUGCUAACGGCAUCCAGCACUAAAGGAAAUUAUUUCAGCUUUUUGCAUAGGAAUGCCAAGCUUUUAAAAAAUGUUGGUUGGUUUAGUCGAAUAUCAACAGCAGAAUCCAUGGCGAGCCGGUCCCACAAGCAUCUUUACUGCUACAAACUGAAAAUACAGUCUGCAGUGUGGGCACGAGGAGCGGGUUCUGGCGGCAGAGAUCAGAUCAGGGGGACUUGCUCUGCAAGCCAAUGAGAUCCUAUUAACGCCUUCUCGGAGUAAGAUGAACCUUUUAGCGCAUGAAGUCCUAUCUCUGACCACGUUUUAAAAAAAGUGUCAGUCCAGUCCAUGUAAGUGGCUUUACCCCUUAAAUAUUUGGUCUGCACACAAUUUUUAUGCAUAAGGACUUAACCACAGUGGUGGGAAGACUCUUAUGCAGCGCUACAACCAGUUCUGCUGAGGAUUAAGCAGUCUUACGAAUGGUGCAGAUUUCUGCUGUAAAACUAAUUGGAACCCCGCCCCGCCCCCCUCCACACACACACACACACACACACAAAAAAGUAUUUUUAGUGCUUAGUGUUCAAAUCAUUGCUCUGCCAUUUGCUCAGAUGUGUUGUGCAGCUUUCACUUGCAUUCUUUUUUUUUUCUUUUUUAAUCCUUUUUUUUUGUCAGUUUUUAUUUGGCUUUUGAAGCAUUUGAAAACGAGUGACUUUCUUAAACCGACAUUUACAAAAGGGAAGCAUGCCUGCUGGUUGCCCCAGUCAAUGGUUUUACCUGGUCAAAUGCUGCUUAUUGUUAUUUUUAUCUUAUUAUGUAAAAUGUUCUGUUAUUUUACUCCUUGCUAGUCUGUACAAACAGCUCAGAAUGGAUUUUCCUCAUCAGGCAUAAUGAAAUCUACUAAUUAAGCAAUCGACCCCUGAUUAUUUCCUUACCUGAGGUGAACUUGCUUUUCUCUUGCUUCUGAGUUAUUUGUAAUGGCAUUAACAGUAUUACUAUGCUCUCCUCUCAUUUUAGAAAAGCCUGUCUUUUACUUCAGAAUUAAAAAUUGUGCCUUUUUUUAUUUUCAUAUACCAUUUACAUGUGUUAAUAUUUCCCAUGGUUAACACCUGUGCUGGUAUUGACCCUUUAUGUACAGAACAAGAAAAUAAAAUUUACGUCUACUUCUUUA